This is a messenger RNA of Acaromyces ingoldii, 1480 nucleotides long. RefSeq lists its product as hypothetical. Gene Ontology annotation, cellular component: Golgi membrane. Lineage: Eukaryota; Fungi; Basidiomycota; Exobasidiomycetes; Exobasidiales; Cryptobasidiaceae. Gene Ontology annotation, molecular function: UDP-galactose transmembrane transporter activity. The record is from RefSeq and is a predicted model, not a curated record. Bases 162 to 1307 code for a protein of 381 amino acids. The transcript is spliced from 2 exons. Gene Ontology annotation, biological process: pyrimidine nucleotide-sugar transmembrane transport.
GCGUCGUUUCGACCCCGUUCUCAUCUUCACCAUUCUAAGGUGAUCCACCAACGAGCGUUACCCUCUGCCCACCCUUUCCUCAGGCGAAUCGCGCCGCUGCUAGUCCUUUGGGCGGCGAGGAAGAUUUCUCACGCUGCCACGGCCCCCAAAAGUGUGCCAGGAUGGAAACGACGCUGCGGUCCGUGUCGGCCGUGGGGGUCGGCGCCCUCUUCGCCAUGACGGCGCAAAAGAGCGUUUCGUCAAUGUUGUUACAUGAAUCCACGACGCGCGUCGCCUACCCUGUCGCAGUGGCUGUGUGUCUAGGCGAGGUUGUCAAGAUGAUUGUCUCGCUACUCAUCGUCUGCUACGAGUCGACGAAGCGCAAGCGAACGUGGACCGACGCAUCAUUGUGGCAGAGCUUGCUCUCGACAAAAGGGUUCGCACUAUUUCUGCCCGCGGCACUCUACGUUGUUCAGAACAACCUGUACAUGUUCGCAGCUUCUCAUCUUACCCCGACCGUGUUCCAGGCACUCUGGCAGCUCCGCAUCAUCUCGACUGCGUUCUUUUCAUAUACGAUUCUCAAGAAGCGUUUCAGUCGAGGCCAGUGCGUGAGCAUGACGGUGCUCGUUUUCUCCAUCGUCAUGAUCCAGGCCGGGUCACGAAGCAAGGCUGUUGCAAACACGAUUGACAUCAAGCCGUCGACAGGAGAAGCAGGCGUAUCGACGGGGGACGCCUUGGUCGGGUCCCUUGCCAUGCUCUGCGCCUGCGUCCUCUCGGGCUUAGCCGGCGUGCUGCUUGAGCGCAUCUAUACGGACGGCGCCACCAAUCUCUGGGUGGCCAACGUCCACCUGAGUGUCUUUAGCCUUCCACCCGCCGUCCUUGCCGUCGCCGCUCGAUUGGCCCACGAACGAAACGGGACCCACCUCGAGGCCUUCGGCCAGAGCGGAUGGCCAUGGGUUGCCGUGGCGCUGCACAGCCUUGGCGGUGUCCUGACGGCACUCGUCACAAAGCACGCCGGCAACAUUGCGAAGAACUUUUCGGGCGCCAUUGCCAUCUCCAUCACAUUCCUUCUCUCAACCUCGGGAUUCUUGCCGGGUGGGGCACUCACGCUCACCGGGCAGGGGCUUGCCACGGUCUGGGCAGGCAUUGCGCUGCUUGCCUAUUCCACAUGGCUCUACCUCGAAUCUCCAGCGGCCGUCAAGCCCCCACCGGACAGGGCAGGGUACACCGCCCUGGCCUCGUCGACUGCCUCGGAAGGCCGAGGGCCGACGGCGUCCUCGCCAACACCGUCGUCAACCUUCUCGGAAGAGCAUGAAACCAAGAUUUAGAUUACCCAGCAACCAUUCCUUUGGACAAUCCUCUGAUCUUCUCCGUCUCUGUAUUAUUAGUGUACCGUAGUUUUCGUCAGCGCUUCCAGCCUCCAUUCCUCGGAUAUCCAGCAACUGCACUACCGCUUUGCACAUUUGCAAUCAAUGUUCACAAGACAUGCAGUCCCCCAAUG